CUGAAGACAGUACCAGUUCAUACAGCUAGUUAUACACCGCCUUUGUAAAACCUUAGGAUUACCCCAGCCCUUGUGCCGACUUUACUACAGAACAUGGAUAUGAUCAUGAUCGUUAUCGCCUGCUUGGUGUCUGGUUUGGGUGCAGUUUUUGGUGCCCCUGUGGAGUGCAAAGUUCCAAGUAAUCUUACCUUACAACAACAACACAACCAAGUAUUAGCGUCCGGGGGCGUUCUGUUACCAGGCACAGGAUCUGCUCAGAUUUCCCCCGAAUUCAUCAUCGAGCAUAACCUGUACGGAGACAGUUCUUGUCCCUCGGAUGCUGCGUCUGGGGCAACGGACCCCCUCGAAGAGCGUUCCAUUUGCCCCUGGUACGGCGUUAUUAACCACGACCCAACACGCUACCCUGCGACCAUGGUCGAAGCCAAAUGCCGAUGCAACAAAUGCAUCAACAACAACAUCAACCAGUGCGAACCUGUAAAGUAUAGAUUUUACAUACUUCGACAAACCUCCGUAUGCCAGGACGGAUACUACGUCUACACACCGGAAGAGAUAGACAUCUCCGUGGGGUGCACAUGCGCGAAACCCAGGUCAGCUGCCGCCAACCCUAUAGAUGGAGAUGUCCCAGAUUUUCCUUUUUAAUGCUAUCUGUUUCGGACCUUACCAGAAACCCGCCGUGUCAUGGAGAAUGGUAGAUCACAUUCAUCAAACUGGUAGUUUUUGGCAGCAUUUUAUGCACCGUUUUAUAUACUUUGCGAUAUAUAAACGCUGCAUAUCGCUCACUGACCACUUACCACGUGCCUUCAUCAUGUACCGUACCACAUAUUCAACAAUCCUGCAUAACUUAUCUACCCCGGAGUUAGCAUUUUUCGACUCACUCGCCCCAACCACCACCCAUAUUGUCGAUUUUUUAAAUUAGGGAUUGUGUCAUUUUUAAUGCUCAUUUUAUUGUAAAAUCAUAUGCUUUGCAUUACCCGGUUAAAUGUGAUAAUCAUAUCAAUAUUUAUAGAACGUUAUAAGUGUAUUAUUUAUUUAAACCACCGCCAUCCUUAAUGUAGUUCUAGAGUAUACGGCGUUAACAAAAACUUAUUAAUAUUUAUUUAUAUUUAAGUUAUUUUGGUAUGAAUGUAAUUUAAUUUGUAAAGUGAAUUUUUCUCAGAAAAAGUUGUAUGUGAAGUUUAACUUUGUGAGCAUGAAAUGUGUGCAAUUCUUUCCUGAGGUGAUUUUGUCUACGGUUUGUCACAGGAACAUUCCACUGACAAUCUGGUUUGGUAUGUUACUCAUUGUAAAUAUAACAUUUUGUUACUAUUUAUUAAUAUUGCAGUCAAACUGCGACAAAAGCCGCUCAAGUAUUAUUACAAGCUCGGUGACACAUACGUGUUGUUCACACACGGGGACUUUUGUCCGUGUAAAAGAAGAACCGCUGUACAGGGGGCGCUCGGCAUUCCUGAACAAGGAGUUGAGUUUCCGGUCGGACGGAGCACUCUCCACGACUUGGAAGCAGUCCUGCCUUCCUGUGACGUCCACAGCUACACAUUCCUGCGUCUCUGACUAAUCCUGUCUCAUUACCUUUGUAUCGCGUGUUUCUCUUUCUUAAAGAUGCGCGUGGGAAUUUUACACCAUUCACACUUCUGAGUUCGUUCAAAUUGCCCUUUGUUGUACGUUACCGUAAUAAUUUCAGAACAACUAAAUUGUACAGCUAUAUUCAGUGAUAAAUAAGCCAAAGAUUCAGCUGAUGACGUGAGCAAACGCGGGUAGAAGGAAAUAAAAGGACCCGCUAUAAUGAGAUGAAAUCCCGGACGCGCCUGAGACACCAGUGCAACGCCUUUAUAAGCUCUAAAAACAUAAUAAGCUUUUCAUCAAAAUUCCGAGCUGUAUAAAUAUUAGAUGAUGUUAUCCUUCUUGCCAAAAAAAAAAUAGUCCCGAUAAAAUGGAUGUCCACAAUAAAAAUAAGGAAGUGAAUAGUCCCGAAUGCAUUUAUAGUAUUUACUGUGCCUUUUUCAACAAUUGUUAUUAACUUUUUUUCACCAUGUUAUGUUGCUCAAUAUUGCCUUAUUUUAUUUAAAAUUUACAAUAAAGUUGUUUAUUUUUUAA
This is a messenger RNA of Liolophura sinensis, 2091 nucleotides long. RefSeq names its product interleukin 17-like protein. The transcript is spliced from 2 exons. Lineage: Eukaryota; Metazoa; Mollusca; Polyplacophora; Chitonida; Chitonidae. Gene Ontology annotation, molecular function: cytokine activity. Bases 94 to 639 code for a protein of 181 amino acids. The record is from RefSeq and is a predicted model, not a curated record. Gene Ontology annotation, cellular component: extracellular region. Gene Ontology annotation, biological process: inflammatory response.